Molecule: messenger RNA, 816 nt
Organism: Trypanosoma rangeli
Lineage: Eukaryota; Euglenozoa; Kinetoplastea; Trypanosomatida; Trypanosomatidae
Exons: 1
Coding region: 1-816 (271 amino acids)
Cellular component (GO): centrosome
Source: RefSeq, a predicted model, not a curated record
AUGAUGGAAGGCGUGACGGAGGCGGGAGACGGAGGCGGGGGCGUGGCCCUCAGAGACUUUCUACAGCAGGUGGGGAACGGCAUCGACACUCACACGACGAGGCUGCGGGAAGAUAUUCUGCUGCUGCUGCUGCCGUACCUCAAGGAGCACCUGCUAGUGAUGAAGGAGUCACUGCGGGCCGAGGCGGAGCACCGCGAGCAGGCGCUGCAGGAGGAGAAGCGGGAGAUGGAGGCCUCCCUUGGCGCCGCGGAGGCGAGCGUCCGGCAGCAGCAGACGCUGGCGCGUGGCCUGGUGCGGCUUCUGGGCGAGGCGCACAGGCGGUUGUGGUGGCAACGUCGCUUCCACGAUUGGCAGGGGUGGGUUGCAAAGCGGCGGCAGCAACGGCAACUCGGCAGGAUCGUGACUCACGCUGCAAAUAUGACGCAGGCCCGCCACUUUUACACGCAGUGGCGCCUCUUCGCCUUGACCCGCAGGGAGUGCAAGUUCACACUUGCCGAGGAGUCGCGGUGGAAGUGUCGUGAGACGGAGCUGCUGGCAGAAGUAGAGGCGCUGAAGGGCCUUGUGGAGGAGGAGCGGCGCCGCAGUGACGGGUUGGAGGAAAAAAUGAAGACGGCGUUUGUCCGCGGCGUCUGCGCAUUGAACAGGGAGGCGGUGCAGGUGCUGCGGGGGACGCAGGGCGCGGCGGCGGAGGAAGAGGAGGAGCAGCAGCAGCAGCAGCGGCAGGGGGCGCUGGAGGUGGGGGGGGGCGCCACCUGCGCGACUGUACGACGCUCGUACUGCGCGGUUGCUGCCAGCACACGCGAGCCACACGCCUAG